AUGGGACGCAGGAAGAUAGAUAUGGAGAUGGAGGCCACCAUCUCAAAGCGCCGCAAGGGUUUGUUUGGCGAAGCCACCGACCUUGACUCCUCCUCCUCGUCUGGUUUUAAGAUGGCUGUUAUCGUCUUUUCCCCAGCCAACAAGCCCUAUGUAUACGGUCACCCCUCCGCGGUCGCUGUCAUAUAUCGUUUUCUUGGAGAACAAGAUGACGAUGACGAAGAUGAUGACGAUGACGAAGAUGAUGAUGAAGAUGAUGACGAUGACGAUGACGAUGCCGAUGACGAUGACGAUGAUGACGAUGAUGACGACGAUGAUGAUGAUGAUGAUGAAGAUGAUGAAGAUGAUGAUGGUGUUGUUAUUGAUGAAGAUUUAGAAGCCAAUCAAGAGAAAGAAGAGAAAGCAGUGCAAGAUGGUAUAGAUGAGCAUGCGGGAGUGGAUGAACUAGAUAAAAAAAUAGCUACCCUAAAACAUUUCAUAAAGAUACUGGAUUUGAAGAUAGAUCAUGAGAUGAAGAGGAAAGACUCUUGCACCAAGGAUAAUAAUUCAUUGAUUGCUUCUUCUAGCGAAGAAAGAGAUCAAUCUGAUAAUUAG
Messenger RNA from Prunus armeniaca (apricot), 591 nucleotides. The record is from the annotation of a GenBank genome assembly. NCBI's taxonomy places the organism in Eukaryota, Viridiplantae, Streptophyta, Magnoliopsida, Rosales, Rosaceae.